ACGAGAUCACCUUUCUUUGUUCAUCCCCAACCCGAAGUCUUUAUCACUGCUCCCAAUACGCGAAGGCCGCCUGUCUGCAUCCGAAUAAUUGAUGGAAAACCCCUCUGUCCCUUCCACUCACCAUCUCGGGUCAUCACACUCGACGGCACCCCAUGGCCCAGGAGGCAUACCUUCCGCCGAUGACAGUGGCAAUGUCGACGACCCGCCGCCUAUACCGAGCGCGGGCUCGAGCAGGGAGUCUGUUCUCUUGAACGACAACGCCUUGCUCGGAGCUCGCGAUAAAAAAGCGUCCAAUUCUGUUACCACUGUCGACACUGUAGACAGUGCUCAUAUCAGCACCAUCCAAGCCCAUGCCCACGCUUUGUCCCAUACUCGUGUGGCAAGCAUCCUCGGCACCACUGUAGAGAAUGGCUUGACAGCCAGUGAAGUGAGCCGCCGUCGUGAGCAGUAUGGCUUGAAUCAACUCCAGACGGAGGGGAAAGUCAUCUGGUGGCGUAUCCUUCUUCGCCAGGUCUCCAACAGUCUUACGCUGGUUCUCGCCAUUGCUAUGAUCUUGAGCUAUGCUACUAUGGACUGGAUUGAGGGUGGUGUCAUCAGUGCAGUCAUAGUCCUCAACAUCGUAGUUGGCUUCUUCCAAGACUACAAUGCCGAAGAGACCAUUGCUUCUCUCCUCGCUAUGGCCGCGCCCACUUGUAAAGUCUUGCGUGAUCAUGGCACUUUGCAGGAGAUCAAGGCCGAGGAACUGGUUCCAGGAGACAUCGUCCAGCUCGGCGUCGGAAACGUCGUUCCUGCUGACGUCCGUCUCGCCCACAGCAUCAACUUUGCUAGCGAUGAGGCUCUACUCACUGGAGAAUCUAAGCCUGCCCCCAAAAACUCUGACUUCAUGUCCGACAGAGCUGAUGCUCCUAUUGGAGACAGGCAGAAUAUCGCAUACUCCUCGACUACAGUAACUCGAGGUCGCUCCGCUGGUAUCGUUGUUGCCACUGGCAUGAGCACCGAGAUUGGAAAAAUCGCCGCCCUUCUUCGCGAUAAGAAGCCUGUGAAGGAGGGACCAUGGAUUAUGCGCGCGGCGAAGAGGUUUUGGAAGGGUUUGAAAGGCGCUUUGGGACUGAUUGGUACUCCACUUCAAGUCAAACUGUCGUACUUUGCUCUGUUUCUCUUCGCAUUGGCCAUCCUCCUUGCCAUCAUCGUGUUCUCUGCCAACGUAUGGGAAAUCGAUGACGAAACUCUCAUCUAUGGUAUCUGUGUAGCAGUGGCCGUCAUACCAGAGAGUCUGAUCGCUGUAUUGACGAUCACGAUGGCGGUAGGCUCCAAGGCUAUGGCCAAGAGUAACGUCGUAAUUCGGAAGAUGGGUGCCCUUGAAGCUAUUGGAGGAGUCACGAACAUUUGCUCUGACAAGACAGGCACACUGACUCAGGGAAAGAUGCUUGCUCGAAAGGCAUGGCUUCCAAGUGGCCGUGUCAUCAAAGUUGAGAACGAACUGAAUCCCCUCGAUCCGACUGCAGGCACACUGAGUCUGGAAGAUCGCACGAUCCAAGGACCACAGGAAGUGGUCCAUGACAGUGAAGUCAAUAACUUCUUCCAGAUCGCUGCACUUUGCAAUGUGUCUACUGUCAAACCGCCUGCAGCCUCUGGCAGCCUAUGGACUGCGGCCGGUGAGCCUACCGAAAUAGCCCUUCAGGUCAUGGCCAUGCGUAUUGGCUGUGGCAAGCAAGAGACUCUCUCUCGAGAGAAUCUCACUAUCAAGACCGAGCAUUCGUUUGACUCUUCCGUAAAGCGCAUGACUGCCAUCUACGAUCACUCGUCGACUGGCGACCGCAAAUGCUACACCAAAGGAGCCACGGAAGUUCUCAUACCUUUGAUGAACGUCAGCAACGAAACUUCUCAGGCCAUUUUGGCUCAAGCUGAUGCCAUGGCAUCCGAAGGUCUUCGAGUGCUAUGCCUCGGUCAUCGCACGCUCGCAACGGAAGAUCGCGAGCGAUUCGCAGAUCGUACACAUAUGGAGAAGCAUCUGGAGUUUGCCGGUCUUGUUGGUAUUUACGAUCCUCCACGCAUCGAGUCCGCGGGCGCUAUCAAGCAGUGUCAAGCUGCUGGGAUAACAGUCCACAUGUUGACGGGCGAUCAUAUGAAGACAGCAACCACUAUCGCUCGCGAAAUUGGUAUUCUGGCCUCGCACGUCUCCGGUGCAGAUUCGAGCACUGCGGUCAUGACAGCGUCUGAUUUUGACAAGCUGAGCGAUGCUGAAAUUGAUCAGAUGACCUCUCUUCCCUUGGUGCUGGCCCGGUGUUCUCCAACAACAAAGCUUCGCAUGCUCGAAGCUUUGCAUCGCCAGGGCAAGUACUGCGUCAUGACUGGCGACGGAGUGAACGAUUCGCCAGCACUCAAGGGUGCAGACGUUGGUGUCGCGAUGGGCUUGAAUGGAAGUGAUGUCAGCAAGGAGGCAGCCGACAUGGUCCUCACCGACGACAACUUCGCCUCUAUUGUCUCUGCAAUUCGCGAAGGUCGGCGCCUUUUCGACAACAUUCGGAAGUUUUUGCUUCACUUGCUGAUCUCCAACAUUGCACAAGUCAUUCUACUCCUCAUCGGCCUGGCUUUCGAGGAUAGGAAUGGCGUGUCGGUCUUCCCACUCUCGCCUCUGGAGAUCCUUUUCGCCAAUCUCGUCACAUCUUCCUUCCUGGCAAUUGGUCUAGGACUCGAAGAGGCUUCUGCAGAUGUGAUGAGCCGCCCACCACACUCUCUCAAAGCCGGUGUCUUCACCAAGGAGUUGAUCAUUGACAAAUUCAUCUAUGGAACCUGUAUGGGAUCUCUCUGUCUCGCCUCUUAUGUCGUCGUCGCUUAUGGCGUGGGAAAUGGAGACCUGGGAGCAGAUUGCAAUCACGAAUACAACGAUAGCUGCGGGCUACCUUACCGAGCUCGCGGCACUGCUUACUCAAUCCUGACCGUUUUGCUCUCUGUCAUGGCUUGGGAGGCGAAGCACUUGGACCUCAGUUUGUUCAACAUGUAUCCCGACGAAGAUGCUCGAAUUGGCCUGAGUGUGUUUGGCACUCUACGCAAGAACAAAUGGUUGUUCUGGGCAGUCUUGGCCGGAAUGGUCACACCGUUUCCGGUCAUUUACAUUCCUGGCCUCAAUCGUGUCGUCUUUCGACAUGAGCCUUUGAGUUGGGAGUGGGGACUGGUCUUUGGCAGUCUCGUCAUUUUCAUCUCGCUCGUCGAGAGCUGGAAGGCAAUUAAGCGUGCUCGCAAAGCCAAAAAAGCGAGAAGAAGUGGCAUACAGGCUCCGCCGACUGAGAAGGCCGAGAAGCAAUCUGUUUGAUCGCUGAGAGCUGACGACUUGGAGAUCGGAAUCUCUCCAUCUCAUGCGAUCGUAUGAGAAACCGCACACGUGAAACAAGAAGCACUUCAACGUGGUAAUCUUGCUGCUCUGAAUUUCUAGCAAUCCUACCUACUGACACUCCUUUGGCGACCAUUGUUAUUGUUGUUGUUACUUGGCACUACAAGGUACCUCCUACACUCGCUUUGGCAUGACUUCAUGACGGACAUGAAACCUCACUUGCUUUUCUACUUUCAUCAUCACUGCGAUGACUACACGAAUAUCGACUUAUAUAGCACAUAUCUACAUAUAGUAGCCCCCCGCUUCAACAGCGAGAUAUCAACGAAAUGAUUAUUCUC
Molecule: messenger RNA, 3669 nt
Organism: Sphaerulina musiva SO2202
Lineage: Eukaryota; Fungi; Ascomycota; Dothideomycetes; Mycosphaerellales; Mycosphaerellaceae
Product: ENA P-type ATPase 2
Exons: 2
Coding region: 92-3313 (1073 amino acids)
Biological process (GO): intracellular calcium ion homeostasis; calcium ion transmembrane transport
Cellular component (GO): plasma membrane
Molecular function (GO): ATP binding; P-type calcium transporter activity; ATP hydrolysis activity
Source: RefSeq, a predicted model, not a curated record